CGGAUCACCAAAGAAAAUGUGAUUCCAUCAAAAAGGAGACUGGGGAAGCUUGCGUCUCAGGAUGACAGAUGGCAGGAGCCACUGCGGCAAGAUGCUGACGUGGGCGAGAUCAUUCUCUGACCCCUUGGCAUGCUCUUCGACACUCCGUACUUCCCGCCACAUUGAGUGUGAAUCAAGAGCAAGGAUAGGGCUUGAGCUCGCAGAAGUUGUCAACAGAAGACCCUUGAGGGCCUUGAUCACUCAGGCGGCGCCUAGGUGCAGUCGCCAAGGUGACCCUGGAUUUCCCGUGCGAGGACGGGACGGGACAUGCUCGGGAAAACCGAUGGAAUAGGGAAAUGGAUGUAGGGAGGAGCUUAAGCGAGUGGAAC
Molecule: messenger RNA, 368 nt
Organism: Aspergillus japonicus CBS 114.51
Lineage: Eukaryota; Fungi; Ascomycota; Eurotiomycetes; Eurotiales; Aspergillaceae
Exons: 1
Coding region: 62-331 (89 amino acids)
Source: RefSeq, a predicted model, not a curated record